AAAUGCUUUUUUCGGAUGAUCAAUAAAUAUAAACUUAUUCUUACUUUGGAUGCAAUGGGCAAUAGUUGGUCCAACAGGAAUGCCACUUCCAACCAAAACGUGCCAAACGGAACUCUUGGACCUCGACCUCCGCAAAACGCUGCUCAAAGAAACGAAAUAAACCCCAGAAUGUUAUUUUACAAUUCGGAGUUUGCUUGGAACUUUGGAGAAAAUGUAUUUGAAGGUCUAAGUCCAUAUAACUCGAAUGCUUUGGACAUUCCACCUCCCUCUGUAGUGCACGAACGAACUGUUAGAAAUGUGGUUCGUCUGUCUAAAAGCUCAUUGCAAUUGGUUCCAAGCACUUUGCCCAAGUGUUACGUUUUACAGUUUCACUUUGAUACUCUAGUUGAUUGUGGGAUACUUACAUAUUUCUUGGCGAAAGAAUUCCAAGAUGAUCAUUUGCUUUCUUUUUCUUCACAGUGUUGCAGUCAACCUUCGAUACAAUACUUUCGUGCUGGACUAGGCCAGACAUAUCGUCAAGGAGAAGCUGAAGCUCUUAACUUUUCCAAGGUCGCUAAGGAGAGCCUUGUUUAUCGUGAAACCGACGAAUAUCCGGUGAUAGUUGAAAUUAAGUGUAAUCUAUCAAACACUGGACAAGCUGGCACUUUAGGAACUGAACUUUCGAGUCGUUCCGAAAAUAGUACGAAUGAAGAGAUCGAGGGAUAUUACAUUUAUUUAUCUCUUGACAAAGAGCAAAUAUCUUCUGGUACAUUCCCUUUGAGGGUUAUAAAACAGAAAAUCAUCGUUCAUGGAGUUAUCUAUGAGUUGGAGGAAAUUUAUGGUAUUGACAGCGGAAAUACAGCGACAGCACAGGGUUGCGUGUCGAGUACUUGCUACUCUGAAGAUGGUACAAAUUGUGCAAUAUGUUUGUCGCAACCAAGAGAUACUGCCCUUUUACCUUGUAGACACAUGUGCCUUUGUUCCGAGUGUGCACAAAGGCUUCGCUUUCAGUCUAAUUCCUGUCCCAUCUGUCGUCAAUCAGUCCAAUCCUUUUUACAGGUCAAAGGUUUGCAAAGUCAUAAAAACAAUUAAGGCGGUGACGAAGUAUGAGAUAAGGCCUUAUUCCGAAGACAUGGCAUCGAUGGAGGAUCGAGACCAAAAGCAGCACAAAGCCGAUUUCUUUGUUCUUUCAGCAUGGUCGGGGAAUUCUUAUCCCAUCCGACUUGUUCUAAAAUUUGUAUAGCUUGUUUAUAGUUGCUCUCUCCGAGAGUUUGCAUAAAGUGAUCCUCGUAUGUCACUAGUUGAACUUGCAUUCUAUCAGAAACAGACUGUCUCACUUUUGCGUAGGGAUGAAGUAAGUACAGCAUCAGACGUUGAAGAGCGACAUGGCCAAUGCCGUUAUUAUUAUUAUUAUUAUGAACCAAGGCUUCCACCAGCAUUUCUGUAAAAGUCAAAAGCAGGUUGAUGUCUUUUGAAGAUUUUGUACAUUGAAUGAGAAUAACAAACAACUCGUUUAGAAUACUUUCUAUUUCCGAAUUAAAUAAUUCAGUUGUCUC
Galdieria sulphuraria is the source of this 1535-nucleotide messenger RNA. RefSeq names its product zinc finger (C3HC4-type RING finger) family protein. NCBI's taxonomy places the organism in Eukaryota, Rhodophyta, Bangiophyceae, Galdieriales, Galdieriaceae. The record is from RefSeq and is a predicted model, not a curated record. Gene Ontology annotation, biological process: protein ubiquitination. The transcript has 2 exons. Gene Ontology annotation, molecular function: ubiquitin protein ligase activity. Bases 16 to 1071 code for a protein of 351 amino acids.